Molecule: messenger RNA, 3675 nt
Organism: Mercenaria mercenaria
Lineage: Eukaryota; Metazoa; Mollusca; Bivalvia; Venerida; Veneridae
Exons: 3
Coding region: 284-1558 (424 amino acids)
Biological process (GO): carbohydrate biosynthetic process
Cellular component (GO): membrane
Molecular function (GO): sulfotransferase activity
Source: RefSeq, a predicted model, not a curated record
AAUUCUUUUUACACGGCCGUUUUAUCGCUUAUAGGCUACACUUCAGCAAAUCGCAUAGAAUAACCAAAUAAUGGAUCAUGUUACUUGCUACUAAUUAGGUAAAACAAUCACUGUAAUACAUGUCAAUAAAAAAACUUUGAAAGGAAAUGUACAACAAUGUAUAACGGAAGUUUUUGUCUGAAUUUUAUUUCAAAAAUAAUUUUUGUUUUACUUUGGGUUAAAAUUUCGGACUGACGCAAUAUUUUAAAAACAUCAGCCUUGUUAUCAGAUUCAUCUUGUGAACAUGUUGUCUUCUACAAGGUACAAACUAUUGUUGCCUGUUGUGUUUGUCCUGGCUGAGGUCACAUUUCUCGCUCUUGACCGUCACUCUAAACGGCACCCAACAAUAUCCAGUAUCAAGGAGAGUAAACCUGGAAACUGCAACAGUAUGCAACAGGAGAGAUUAAACAGAGUAAAUUAUAUAUGUUCAUAUUCUAAUUUCACCUUGCUUGAAAAGGGAAAUAACUUUUCUUUAGGAUUAAUAUAUGCGGAAAAAUACAAGUUGGCGUAUCUAAGUAUUCCUAAAAUCGGAUCCACUUUCUUGAAGAAGCUGUUCUACGUGCUGAAAUUUGGUUUUAGAAAUGCGCAUAAAAUAUUUGAUAGAAUGAGAGCGGAGGUGCAUGCCAUGAGCGGAGAACUAGUAGCACGAGUAAACAGCAGUGAACUGGACCACGUGAUUACCUUGGUCACAGCAAGAAACCCGUACACGAGGCUAUAUUCGGCUUACAUAGACAAAGUCUAUCUGCCAUUAUCACUGGGUCUUGGAAAAAGUAUCAUUCAUGAGAACCAUAUGAUGAUGUUAAGCAGAAAGGUCGGCAACUCUUCCUACACCGGUAAACAUGGUUUACAACAGAACAUGGAUGGUCUGAGGCAGCAGCUAGGAUGUACCAAAGAUAUUUCAUUUCAGGAUUUUCUUGAAUUCGCUCUAACUAAGCCGAUGAAAGGAAAAGCAAUGUUCGACCAUUAUGCACCUGUCUCUGUUUUACUGUCAAAAUAUAUUUGUAAAUUAAAACAUCUGCUUGUAAUUAAACAAGAAACUUUCGCUGAUGAUAUUGAAUAUGUUUUAAAACUCAUAAAUGUUGAGAAAAAUGUCUAUGAACUGUUCUACAACCACCUAUAUAAAGAUCGCGCUGAAUCGUCUAUCGCAAGUAUUGUCGAUACAACGUAUAGGCAAGUUCGAAUGCAAAGUGACAUAACGAGGAGACCUGACUGUUGGAACAUGCCUUUAGUUGCAGAGAGGCUCUGGAAGACAUUUCAGAUACAGGGAUAUAUAAAUGAUAUUUCCGAUUUUCCGGACUUUAAAUUUUCUGAAAAAUCGUACCAUGAUCCCGGAUAUUUGAUCAAGAUAAUACAAAACGAAGUACAAAAUAGACCUUUAUCACAUUAUCAAAUGGAAGAACAGAGAAAAAGAGCUUUUCAGAAGGCAUACUUGAAUGUCAGUAACUAUACACUCGGUAAAAUCCGCGAACUAUAUGCUACUGAUUUUGAAAUAUUUGGGUAUGAUGCUAUUAUUCAAUAAAGUCGAGUUAUUCACUACAGUUUAUACUUAAAUAAUAUUAGGUUAGUUGACAUUGUUCUGUACAAUAUAUAUGGACGAGUAUCAAUUCGACCAGUGGGUCAUAGUGGCUCUAAGUCGCUCAUCUGACCUUAACUAUUUUACCUUGAAUAUACAGAAGACGACUGAAUCAUGAAUGGAAAUAUCUGUGUUUAACAUACAAAAACAUAAAACAAAGGUCAAGUGAAAGGGACAACAGCCCCCAUUUAAAAAUGUAGAUAGAGAACCUUACGAUGUUGCAACAAACCAAGUUUGAUGAAGAUCCAUCAUGCGGUUCAUACGAAGAAGCCGUUUAAAGGUUUUUCUAUUUUUAGCUCUAGUGGCCCCUAAAGGGGGCUCAGUGCCCCUAUUUGAAAUACCCUUAAAUAAUUGCUGUUAUUCUACAGACUAAAUUUGAAGACAAUCCUUCAAGCCGUUCGUGAGGAGAGGUCGUAUUUCUGUUUAAGCUCUAGCAGCCUCUAAAAGAGGCCAUGUGCCAUGUUUGACCAUAAUUUAGAAUGGAUCUUAAAAUGAUGCUAAUAAACAUGAUUGAUGGAGAUUCAUCAUGAAAAGAAGUCGUGUAAAUGUAUUUUUAUUUUAGGCUCUAAUGUCACCUAAAAGGGCCCAAAUUUAAACAAAAUUGAGAGAGGACCUUAUAAUAUGGAUCUUAAUCAAACUUGGUUAAUAGCGUUAUUGUUAAGGUUGCCUUUCAAGUUUAUACAAAUGUGGACACUUGGCUCCUUUUAGGGGCCGUUAGUGCUAAAAAUAGAAAUACCUUUUACCGACAUCUCCUCAUGAAACACUUGAUGGGUCUUGGUCUGUAACAUCAUUGUAAGGUCCUCUCUCGAGUGUUUUCAAAGUGGGGACACUUAACCCGUUUUACUGUCAGCUAGAGAUAAGUAAAUGAUUGCUUCUCAUGAACCCCUUGGUGGAUCUUCAUCAAACUUGACCUGUAGCAUCAGUGGGCGAAUUGCCCUCAUUUGAAAUUUGAGAGGGAACUUUGCCUGAAUGCUACAGACCAAGUUUGUUGUAAUUCUGACCAGUAGUUUCAGAGGAGAUGUUUAAUUAAAAUAAUGACAACGGACGCAAGACGACGGACGACAGUAGACGGACGCCGAACCAUCCACCUAUACUUAUAGCCCAUUCCGAACCCUUGGUUCAGGCGAUCUAAUAGUAAAAGCAUGUUUGACAAGCCGAUAGGAAAGUCCCACAUGUUUUAGGGUGGUUAGGAGUCCAAAUAUAUCCCGUAUUGUAUAGGCCCAUGUUAACUAAUCUUUAUUCUGUUCUUAUAUAUCGUAUGUUAAAUAUAUGUAUUUUGUAACUCUCAAUAUUCUAAUUUUAAUAUUAGUAUUUAAUCUUUAAAAUAAGUAGUAAUGUAUAACGUUUAAGAUUAAGAAUUAUUUUAUUCAUUCUAAAUAUGGAUUCUAAAGUAAAGCGCCGUAGCCACACUGAGGCAAACCGAGGCAGUUGCCUCGUUUAAAAUUUGAGGAGCCAGAAAAAAAAGAGUAAAAAGUAGGCCUAUCACACUGAUGAAAAAUUCAGUUAUAAAAGUUCAAAAAAGUAUAGUACCGGUAAUAUCAUUAGAAAAUAUCAGAAUAUCAUUUGCCUUAUGGCAUCAUUGAGGCAAGGUGAGACAGAAAUCCUAGCAGUCAUAUUGAUAGCACCCCCCCCCCUCCCCACCCCAAAAAAAAACAAAACACACACACACAACCGCACCAAAGGCUACUAUUUCAUACCGAUAUUUCAAAAUUUUCCAGGGGGAGACCCCCUCACCCCACUAACAUGAGAGGGUUCCCCCUACAGUACCUCAAAAUUUAGACCAAACAAUGCACAAAUGCACCAUAGGCCACCAUUUCGUAUCUGUAAUUCAAAAUUUCCCAGGAAUAGAGCCCUAGGACCCCACUAAAUUGUCUCGGUUAAAAUUUGUGUCUGGGUACGAGCAGAAACAGUUUCUAAAAGAUUACAAUUAAUCAUUUAGUCUAAGAAGGACCUUUUCACUUAUUUUCUUUAUAAUAGCAGUGUUACAACCACAUUUGUAAUAAAAACCAGAUUUGUAAUAAUUAUUACAUUUCUCGUUUUUAUUACAAAAGUGGUUGCAAAGG